Pneumocystis jirovecii RU7 is the source of this 2310-nucleotide messenger RNA. RefSeq lists its product as uncharacterized. The record is from RefSeq and is a predicted model, not a curated record. The transcript has 2 exons. Gene Ontology annotation, molecular function: GTPase binding. Lineage: Eukaryota; Fungi; Ascomycota; Pneumocystomycetes; Pneumocystales; Pneumocystaceae. Bases 1 to 2310 code for a protein of 769 amino acids.
AUGAAUGAUACGCACUCAGAUGAUGUGCAAAACAGUGCCAAUAGCAGUGCACACAGUAGUACAUGCGGCACUGUGCCUCUUGACCGUUUUGUCACCGACACCGACAGUAUUCAUUCUCUUGAAUAUCAACCUGUAGAUUGUGCAGAUGGCCGUGAAUGGCCAUGGGUUGAUCCAUGGACAGGCAAGAAAGGAUCAGAAUGUGAAACAGUGCUUCCAACAGCAGCAAAAAGUACAAAAAAUGAAGAUGCUUCAGUAUUGGCAGAAGAAUUCCUUACAGAGGAGGAAAAACGUGGGAUUCUACAGAGUGCAUUUAUCCGUGCAGCAAGUCAUGGAGAUGUUGAGCGUAUAGAGUCAAUGUUACACGGAAAGGCGCGUGAAUAUAUUGAUUUGGAUGGGAGAGAUGAGAGUGGAGGAACAGCAAUUAUUUUUGCAGCAUGUUAUGGACACCAGAGCGUGGUAGAGGCGCUGCUGGAGGCGGGCGCAGAUAUUCAUGUUCAGGACAAAGUAAAAUGGUCGCCUUUGAUGUGGGCAAUGAACAAUCAUCAUAGUAAUAUUGUAAAGCUGUUACUAGCACAUGGAGCGUCUCUUGACAAUAUAGAUGUAUCAACAAUAGAGCCAUCAGCAGUUCAUAGCACAUCGGAUACAGGAAACCACGAUUGGUAUAAUGAAGGCAGUGUAGAACAGUUUGAGGCACAUAUGGAAGAGUGUGAGCUGCAACGAAGGAUGGAUAUGGAGUCAUCACUUGGAAUAGAAAUGGAUCUUGCAAGUUUUGGCUUAGAAGAGGGUUUAGAAGGGGGUUUAGGAAUAGAACAAGGUGAACGAGGAUUAAUAGAAGAUGAUUUUGUAUGGAAUAAGUGUUUGCCUGAGCAAAUGUAUGUUUUUUCAGAGGACCAUAUUCCGUGUAUUUUGGAUAUGGUAAUUACUGAUUUUGAGCCAUUGAGGUCGGUAGAUCAGAAGGUUUUUCCAGCAGAUGUGAUUUUUCUCUCGAUACGGUUUGCCCAUUAUUAUGGGACGAAUGACAUGCUUAACAAAUUGUUGUACGGUACGUUGGAACGUGUUCAGGGACUUAUGAAACAUAAAUCAGAUGAUAUGGCGAUUUUAGCAUUUUGGAUUUCGAAUUGUACACUUCUUUUAUAUUAUGUUAAGAAAGACCCAGGUCUUUUAGUAGCAGUGAUUGAUUUUCAGUUACAAUUAACCGAGCUUAUUCAUGAGAUUUACUUGUCUUUUAUACAAGAAAGUAAGACGCGUAUUGAAAAACAUUUAGAUGAUUCUAUUAUUGAUUAUGAAACAAUUUCCGCACAUGAGAAUGUGACGUUUGAAAAUGAGUGGCGUAUCUUUCGCCGACAAAAGAAAAAGGACGCUGCGAAUUCUUACUUUUUGCACGAAAAACAUGCUACACCAUCUCCUUUAUUGAUUACGAUUCUUCUUUCGUCUAUAUUUUUUAUCCUUGACGUGUAUAAUGUCCACCCUGUUAUUUUUAAACAGGCUAUUAGUCAAAUAUUUUAUUGGCUAAGCAUGGAGCUUUUUAAUCGCAUUAUUAUGAAAAAAGCGUGUCUUUCUCGUACCAAAGCUAUGGAUAUUCGUCUUAAUAUUUCAGUUAUUGAGGAUUGGACUAGAGUGAACAGUUAUCAAUUUGAAAAUGGGAUUAAUACAAGGUCUUCAAGAUUAGAAUACAAAUCUUUCAGUAUGUAUGACUGUCUAAAGAAUCAUAUGGCCCCUUUAAUACAAUUACUUCAAUGGCUUCAAUGCAUCACUUCAUUAAAUAGUAUUCAAAAUAUCGAAACAACUAUAGGGGCUUUAGAUUUAUUAACAUCUGCCCAAUUAUUAUAUGUGGUUAAAAAUUAUCGAUUAGAAGUAGAUGAAAAUAAAAUAGGGAAGGAGAUUGUACGAUAUCUUUCUCAACAAGUAACGAAAAAUACGAAUGCCCGAAGAGAGUCUUUGAAAAAAAUCAAAAACAAAACUAUAGAUGCAUCGAGUACCCCUAGAUCCUUUUUAAACAAAGAAAAACCUGGAUGUUCAAAUCUUCUUAUGGAUGCUACAUUGAUGCUUCCAUUUACUCUCCCUACAAAUAUAGAUCUUUUAGUUAAUUAUGGCACUAAGGUUAUUGAAGUUAAUAAGAAAAAGCAAAAAUAUUUUGUACCAGUAAUACCAUCUGAUUUCAUGGAUAUGUUAAACAAAAAAGUUAAUAAUAGUAAUAAUGAAAAUCAACAAACAAAAACUUCUGAUAAUACAAAAUCUGAUAAUGAAAUACAAAAUACUGAAUCAACCAAAAACAAGUCCUCGGAAACAUUUAAAGAUACAGCAUCAUAA